CAAUUGGUAUGAUAAUAUUUUAUUUAGCAGCGCAAUAUGAAACUGCAUUAUACAUGUGAAGUAUUAGAACUUGCUGGGAACACCAAACGUUUACGACGGACAUUGCAGCAUCUAACAAUCGUAAAACUGCAAAGCCAUCGAGCGUUGACAAUAUCGCGCUUACAAAAGAAAGAGCCGAAAUUUCGCCUUGAAUGACGACCUGUUACGUUCAUGGGCAGAAAUGUCCAGUAGUUUGGCCUUAUCUGCUGACCUGUUUCAGACCAGGGCAAAUAGUUAUAAUAACUCUAGUGAAAGGGUCAGUGUUGACCAUUAUUCGUACAAAUUUCAAACAGGCAAAAACAGUUUGAUGAUUUAGAAACAAUAUAAUGCAAGUGCAAUAUCGGAAUAUGCGUCAAACCAGAUAAAAAGUUACAUGAUGUCAAGCACAACAGUCGAAGGCAUAACUUGUGCAGCCAUCGGAGAAGGUAAUCUUCUUUUGUGUUGCCUUAAAGAACUGCGUCGACGUAAAUUUGUUAUCAAUGCAGUUUUUACGAACACUGAAUAUGUUGAAGCAUUUUGCCACGAAACAAAACUAGUUUGCUACAAACGAAAUGAAGACAUUGUUAAGGUAUUACACAACCAUCGAACGGAUUACUUGUUUAGCAUCUCAAAUCCACGCAUUCUUAGGACAGAUGUACUCCGCAUUCCAAAACAAUUAACCAUAAAUUACCACGACAGUCCACUUCCGACUUAUGCAGGUGUUCAUGCAACAUCAUGGGCAAUAAUACGAGGAGAACGCCACCAUGGUAUAAGUUGGCAUGUUGUUGAAGCUGACAUUGAUACUGGUGAUAUUCUACAAAGUGAAGCGGUUGAAAUUCUAGAAGAUGAUUCAGCUUUCACGUUGAAUUUGAAGUGUGUGGAAGCAUCAAAACGUGCUUUUUCUCGAUUGCUGGAAGAAAUCACAAACGAUGAUAUAAGUAAGGAGAAGCAGUCAAAUAAUGGACGAUCAUAUUUUGGUCUGUACGAAAUACCUCCGAAUAUAGGCGUACUUAACUUUCAUAAAACUAUGGACAAUGUUUAUGAUUUAGCUAGGGGCUUAGAAUUGGGACAUCAUGAAAAUGCGCUUGGUAGUCCAAAAGUGAAAACUUCAACUGGAGAGUUUUUAUUGGUGACCAAUGCUUCAAAACCGUCAAACGAUAAAUAUGUUAAGGCGAAAACACCCGGGACCAUCUUAGAAAUAAUUGACGACACGUUAGUUGUAGCAACCUUGACGAACCCCAUAAACAUCAGUAUUGCAAACCUUGAUGGUACGGCUCUCUCAGAAGGUCUUUUCCGUUCUCAUGGUUUAGUUGUCGGUGAUACGUUAGACGACAUUAUGAAUGUUGAUGUUAGAGAUCUCAUUCCGGUAAGAAAAAAGGAGGCAUUCUGGCGAAAAAGACUUGUACAGUAUGAACCUACCAUGUUCUACAGACAAAAGAUGAAUGUUGUUGCAAGUAUUAUUGACGUAUCUACAAAUGUCAACGUUAAGGCGGUCAAAAUGGAAGUACCUACAUUGAAUGACAACAUCGGUGACAUUUCUGACAGAGGCUUAUUCUUGCAAGCAUGCUUUUUGGCCUUUCUAGCGAGAAUAAAUUGCACCGCAACAGUUCAUGUUGGAUUUUUGACGGAGAAAAAAGACAUACCAAAUGAAUGCAUUGACCUAUAUUCAGAUAUAACACCUGGUAUUUUUGACGUAGACAUCAAUGCAACAGUCAAUGAUGUUUUUGAAAAAUGUCAAAAGGAAAUAAAAUUUCAAAAAGAGGCAAGAACAUUUCUAAACGACAUUUUCUAUCGGUACCCAGAGUUGCACGGCCAUAAGCCUACUCCACAACAUAACCUAGUGCUUGGAGAUUUAAAAGAGCUUAGCGACCAAUAUGUACAGCGCAUUUUAUACAACUGCAACAUACUCAUACUGUUCGGUGGAGAGAAAACGUCAGAGAUAGAAAUUCGUUUCCAUGAUCGACCAGCACAGGAUUUUGGACACAUUCUAGAUGUUCUACAACACUUCACAACAUUCUUGGCAGCUGCCAACGAUAGAAAACAGACAUCGGAUCUCAAAAGCUUGUCGAUGAUUUCCAGGAAUGAGAUGAAUCAAUUUUACAAAGUUUCACCACAGUUGGAAAAUGAUAGAAUCGGAAAUGAAUCAAUAUCCAGUCUUGUAGAUCGUCAAUGCCGACUUACUCCUCUAAGUAUCGCAUUAAAGACAACGUCAUGCAUGAUGACAUACAAUAAAAUGGCAAACGAAGUAGACAUAUUACAAGAUCUACUAAACAAUAAUAUGUUUGUAUCAAACAAUGACAAGAAGAAGCCAGUAGUUGCAAUAUAUGCCCCGAAUUCUAUUUCCUACGUCAUUUCCGUUUUGGCCUUAGCAAAAGGUCGCAUGGCAUUUCUGCCGAUUCCCUAUGAUUUGCCGCCAGAUAGGAUUGUUUUCACACUAAAUGAUUCAAAAGUAAACAAAAUGAUAAUGACCAAAGACAUUUUCGACAAAUGCAAUAUGAAUGGACUGACACCUUUCAUGAGAGUAGUAACAGAGCAUAAAAUUGCUGAUGAAAAUAUUGUCUUGGUUGAAUUUGAUCGUGUUUUUCAGAACGAAAAUGAUCAGCUCAACACAGACAGCAUAGAAAAAGAUUUUUUGUAUUUGAUGUAUACUUCCGGUUCAACAGGUCGCCCGAAAGGAGUAAAGGUGAAAGAAUCAGGUGCAAUUAAUCUCGCACGCGCUCAGAUUAUGUGUUGGGAUAUUGUUCCAGGAGAUGUUGUAGCACAGUUUGCAUCUAUCGGGUUUGAUGCUUCAAUCUCAGAGAUCUUUACCUCCCUACUUUCAGGAGCAUCUUUGGCAGUCCUCAAUCUUUCAGAGAGACUUGGAAAUGACUUUUUGGUAGCAAUGAAUAAGUUGAAAGUUAGUGUUAUAACUCUUCCACCAUCCGCAUUGAAUAUAUACUCCCCCGAAGAUCUACCUUUUCUUAGGAAAGUUAUUGCUGCAGGCGAAGCAUGCACGUUGAAUAUAGCGAAUAAAUGGACAUCUGGAGAAAAUGUUCGAUUUUUCAAUGCUUAUGGCCCAACUGAAGCAACAGUUUGCGCAACUGUGUAUGAGCACUUUCCAGACACAGUUUACGAAGACGUAAAUAGAGACCUUCCAAUAGGAAAAGCUAUAGAUGGUGUGUUUGUAUAUCUCUUUGAUGACUUUAUGCAUCCAAUUCCUCCUGACGUUGUUGGAGAAAUAUACAUUGGAGGUAAAGGUCUUGCUCAUGGAUACAUUGGUCACGCUCAGCACAUGUCUAGGGAAAGAUUUGUGCUGAAUCCGCUUUCUAAAGAACCAUCGCUUCUUUACAAAACAGGUGACCAUGCCUUUCAAGAUGUCGAUGGAAAUAUCACGUAUGUAGGAAGAAGUGAUGAUCAAGUAAAGAUUCGCGGUCAUCGAAUCGACUUAAGCGAGAUCGAGCAAGUACUUAUUCAACAUCCGAAAAUAGAACUGGCUGUAGUCGUUGUCCACAAAUGCUCAUCAGCAAGCGAAUUAUCCGUAGCUGCAUUCGUUGCACCAUCAUUUAUUUACAUAUCGGAGCUUCGAGAAUACCUAGCGAAAGUCUUGCCUCGAUAUAUGAUACCAACAUACAUAAAGAAACUAGAGGUGAAGGAACUACCAAAGACAUUGAAUGGAAAAAUCAAUCGCAAGAAAUUGGAGGUUGACGAAAGUAUACAUGAUACCAAUGAAACAAAUGGCCAUAGCCAUUUGAAUGAGACGCAGUUGGCUGUUGCUAAGUACUGGUGUAAAGUAUUUAAGUACGACGAGUCCUUCAUAUACUCACUUCAUCGACAAAGCUCAUUUAGCGAAUUAGGAGGAAACUCUUUGCAAUUGGUCCUUCUGCUGAGAUUAUUUGAAGAUGAAAUGAGAGUAAACCUUUCAUUUACCGAUCUCGGUACUGCCGAUACAAUUGAAGAGUUUGCAGAUGUUAUACGUCGACGACGCGAUAUCAAAGCUAGAAAUGAGCAGUGUGAUGUCAAAACAAGAAGCGAGUUACGAGAAAUGAUAUUUCACGACUCUGAGUUAGAUUCAAGCAUAUUCCCACAUCCGGAUAGAAGACGAUCCGUUCAAUUUACACAUUUUACAACACGCAUACACAAAGAUACGCGCAAGCAUCCAAAAAAUAUCCUGAUUUCAGGGGUAACUGGGUUUCUAGGAGCAUUCCUUUUAUCAGAGAUUCUUGAGCAGUCAAAUUCGCAUGUUUGUUGCAUGGUUCGUGAAACCACCGAAGCAAGAGGCAUUGGUCGCAUCAUCGAUAAUAUGCGAAAAUAUAAUCUUUGGAAAUUCGAAUACAGUUCACGUAUUGCUGUGGUUAUAUCAGAUUUGUCACAGAAAAAUCUUGGUAUUGCGCCUGAUAUAUACAAGUCAUUGUGUCAUGCCAUAGAUGUUAUCUUCAUGAAUGCAGCACAGAUGAAUUUCAACACAGCCUAUGAUGAUCAUAGAAUAUCAAAUGUCCAUGGUACUAAAGAAUUCAUAAAGCUGGCAUCUACAGGAGUACAAAAAUAUUUGUUCACUACAUCAUCACUCAGUGUGUUUCUAUUCCCAAAGGAAAAUGUAGAAACUGAUACUGACAGGCGGGUUUGCAAAGAAUCGGAGUUUUUUGAUGAUCCAUUGCUAAUUGAAGGCGGUUACGGUCAGAGUAAAUGGGCAAGUGAGCGUCUCAUCAUGCAGGCCCUUGACUUCCUACCGGGUGGUGCAAUAUUUCGGCCAGCUCGGGUAUCCGGACGAAGUACAGAUGGAGUUGGUCCUAAGAAUGAUCUUUUUGCAUCAACAAUGAUUGGGAUGAAGAAGAUGGGAUCUUAUCCGGAUAUGUCUUUCCCAUACGACUUGACGCCUGUGGACUUCUGUGCAAGAUCAAUGGUCGAAGUAACCUUGAAAGUAUGCAAUUCCGAGAGUGGAACAUACGAAAAGAUUUACCAUUUGUUCAACAAAGAUACGAUACCGUUCCGAGACUUAUUCAAAGGCAUGGGUCUAAAGGGACUUUCACUUGAUGACUGGCGGAAACAGCUAAAACAAAUUGACAGCAGCAACAAGGCACUUAUUCCGCUGACACCGUUCUUUCUAUCAGCAUUUUGGGACAGAGCCCCUGAAUGGCCAGUAUUUGAUACUUCUAACCUCGAUAAAGCUAUAUCUGAUCGUGCCAGAGAACUUAUUCGUCCGUCUGCAGAACUCUUACAAACAUAUAAAACGUUCUUUGGCAUAUAAGAAACUUCUUUGUCUGUAAAUAAAAUCAAUAAAGAACAAAAUUUACAAUCAUGGCCUGUAACAGCGUAAAUAUUAAAAUAAAGCAAAGAUAUUGGCCGAAAUCAAUUAAUUAAUGGUCACUGCAAACUCUUUUCUAUGACACAAGCAUUUUUCAAUCUAAUUCGUAAAAACUCGUGCAAAAUUAUCGGUUUAUGUAUUGAACAAUAAAGUAAUUAGUUAAUGAUAAAGACAAUAAUAUCAUUUAUGCUAAUUUUAUUAAAAUAAACAACAAGAGGAACACAAAGGCGGGGCAAUAUACGCCGGAACGAAACUUUGUUUGCGUAAUCAAAAAUAAUCUUUCAAUAAGGAAAUAAACUCAUUCAUAAAAUUUCACAAAAAAUAUCUUAGAUAUUCUUUUAAUACUAGAUAACCCAAUUGUGGGAGCAUCUUUACCCAGGUGCAUUAUUCAGGUCUGCUUAGCACUGCCACAUGCUAGAUAUAUAAGCGCUGAGCACUGCAUUUUUUUACAAAAAGAUUUGAUGUGUUUUCUAAUACAUCAAUCUACAUAAUGCAUGGUGACGCCAAGGGCAGAGAUAUUUUUGACCUGGUUAAUCGUCAUUGUUAAUAUGAUUUCUGUAGAACUCUAUAAAAUGAUGUUGCAUGCCAAUAUCAAAACUCUGGGCUUUUACAGUAUAGGAGUAAAUAAUUUCAAAAUAUGUUAACAGGGUGGAACCAAUCCUUGCCCAAGGAUAAUGAAUUUUGUCCGUUUUAUAGAGGUCAAAUAAGCUAUGCUAUAUGCCAAAUAUCUAAGCUCUGGGCAUUUUUGUUUCACAAAAAAACUUAAAUAUGUUAUCAUAUACAAGUCUAUAUUAACCAAGUGACCCCUGGGACAGGGCAAAUGUUGACCCAAGGGGUAUGAUAUGAAUCAAUUUUGUGGAGUUUCACAAUUUUUCGAU
Molecule: messenger RNA, 6177 nt
Organism: Ruditapes philippinarum (Manila clam)
Lineage: Eukaryota; Metazoa; Mollusca; Bivalvia; Venerida; Veneridae
Product: linear gramicidin synthase subunit D-like
Exons: 2
Coding region: 413-5242 (1609 amino acids)
Biological process (GO): biosynthetic process
Source: RefSeq, a predicted model, not a curated record